Molecule: messenger RNA, 5286 nt
Organism: Apus apus (common swift)
Lineage: Eukaryota; Metazoa; Chordata; Aves; Apodiformes; Apodidae
Gene: RNF152
Product: ring finger protein 152
Exons: 3
Coding region: 285-896 (203 amino acids)
Biological process (GO): positive regulation of autophagy; negative regulation of TORC1 signaling; cellular response to amino acid starvation
Cellular component (GO): lysosome; lysosomal membrane
Molecular function (GO): ubiquitin protein ligase activity
Source: RefSeq, a predicted model, not a curated record
CAGCGGAUGGCGGCAAGAUGCUUGGGAGCCUGUUUUCUUCCUUCCACCAUGGUAGAUCUGUUAACACCAGUGACUACAGCUACAAGUUGCUUCUCCAGGUACUGAAAGGUGCAGGCCAGAGAUCUUGUGCUCUUCAUAGCUGCUGCCUAGUCCUGCCCUGAGAAGAAGCAUCAAGAAGGCGGACACUGCCCUCAGAAGAAGCAGCAGGCAGGCACUGCACCUCUGCUGCGGGCACCGUGUGAGGCUCCCGGUGACGCCUGCUGUGCCUCCCUGCACCAGCUGCUAUGGAGACCCUGUCCCAGGACUCUCUGCUGGAGUGCCAGAUUUGCUUCAACUACUACAGCCCCCGCAGGCGGCCCAAGCUGCUGGACUGCAAGCACACCUGCUGCUCGGUGUGCCUGCAGCAGAUGAGGACCAGCCAGAAGGACCUGCGGUGCCCCUGGUGCCGUGGGAUCACCAAGCUGCCGCCGGGGUACUCUGUGUCGCAGCUGCCCGAUGACCCGGAGGUGAUUGCCGUCAUUGCAAUCCCCCACACCUCGGAGCACACCCCUGUCUUCAUCAAACUCCCUAGCAAUGGCUGCUACAUGCUGCCCUUGCCCCUCUCCAAGGAGAGGGCACUAUUGCCAGGAGACAUUGGCUGCCGCCUCCUGCCUGGCAGCCAGCAGAAGUCCCUGGCGGUGGUGACAAUCCCGGCGGAGCAGCAGCCGCUGCAGGGCGGCCUUCCUGCCGAGGGUGGAGCCGAGGAACCGGACCGGAGAGGCGUUGUGAAAAGCUCCACCUGGUCAGGGGUAUGCACUGUGAUCCUGGUGGCCUGCGUCCUGGUCUUUCUCCUGGGCAUCGUCCUCCACAACAUGUCGUGCAUUUCCAAGCGCUUCACGGUGAUCUCCUGCGGCUGAACUGAGGAGGAGAGUGUGCUCCCCCAGGGGUCGGGUUGGGUUGGUGACGGUGGUGGGAUGGAGCAAGACAAUUCACCACAGCUUUGCCCAGUGACUGUGGAAUGCUGUGCACCGGGGCAGCCGUGUGCCAGCCUGGCCGCAGCUCCCAGCGGUGCGGCCUCGGGCCUCUUGGCAGCGUGCGGAGAAAAUCGCGUCUGGCGGCAGCGGCACCGAGGAGGACUGCAUGCGUCACCAUAAUCAUUUUCCAAAGGGACUGCAACUUAGUGAUUUUUUUUAUUUUAAUCAUGUUGUAAGAUUAAAGACCUCUAUGUAGCUGGCUGUACUGUAAAGUAUACAGUAUGAGCUCUUCUCUAAACACAGUAGAUUAAAAUCAAAACUGCUCCAUGUAGAAUAAAAGGAGAGUCGGUGUGUGACUCUGCACAAGGUAUUCAAUACCAGUUCGCACAUGCAUUUUUUAAUGGAGGAGGGAGAGAGUUGGAAAACCAAGAAAUCAUUUAUCUGUUAAGGCAUUUUAUAUGUUUGAAACAGCACAUUAAUUAAGCCAAGCUAGGAAGUUGUAUGAUAGUUUUUAAAAGCAUUUUACAAGCAAUUGUUUCGUUCCAUGGUGUGUGGGGUUUUUUUUACCCUCUGUUUUUACCCCCUCUGUUUUUCCCCAGUUUUUUCAGCUCCAGGGAAGUGGCAGUUUCAGCAUCUUGCAUUUGAAGGAGCUCCCGAGCAGGGAAGCAGAGAAGGCUAGGAGGAACGCCUAAAAAUGCAGCCAGAACACUUCUGCCUAACUGGCUUCAGGCAAAGGAUGGACAUGCUAUUUUACCUCUGAUCUGGCAGCAAAGCCUCCAUAUGACCUGGCCUUCAUAGCCAUUAGUGAAGAAAUGGGUCAUGAGAAGUCCUAGGGCUCCUUCCUGCAAGGACAUGAUAGUAAAUUGUUCUGCUUUGUCUGGAAGUUGGGUUUCCUUAAUUGUUUUUGAAGAAUUUAGGCCCCUCUUGCUUCCCUCUUCCUAGGAGAUGCAACUGUGCAUCCAUGGAUGGUGUAACACAGGAGUUACUCUAAGGAAGCCUCACUAUCCCAACUAAGACCAAGGACCUGUAUGUACAGUCAUCUAGUAAGAGGCAGUGACAUAGCUGGGAGGAGAACCCAGGCCACCAUAAUCUCCUACUGUGUGGGCUGCUACUCCUAAACCGCUAUGGUCCUGGUGUUGAAAUUUCUGGGUGAGCGUGACAGAGCCUUUUCACAAAUUUCAGUCUUAUAAAUGUUGGCAUUCGUAAGGACAAAAUUAAAAAAAAACCAAACAAAAAGGAAACGUCUCCCUCCCCCUGUGAGUGUCAUGAAACCCCAGUCAUUUGCAGUUCACUUCUUGGAAAGAGCCAAAUUCCUGAGCCUUCCCUGCAAUAGCUCCUUGCUCUAAGCAGUCCCACUAGCUCUAGUAAUGCUGCUUGUAAGUAAAAUAGAGCUCAGGGUGAAUUUGGGUAUUUGGCAAGUCUGAAAGCUGAAGUUUGUGUGAGAUUUAGGGAUCUGGAUCAAGGGGCACAUGACAAACCUCUAAUAGGAUGGAAAAAUCUAUUGAUUUGCACUUAUUCUUUUCGCAAGUGUGAUCUCUUGUCUACGUACUGCUCCUUCUAAUAAUUAAUUAGAGAUGGCUCAGUGCUGUAUUAAAUCACCAGAGAACAUAAUUUUUACUACCCAGUGCCCAAGUUGGCCUUGUGGGCAUCAGUGGUUUUCUGGUUAUGUCACAAAAUCCCGUUGCUGGUUCACAAGUAUUCUCAGCUAGGACUUCUGUCAGAAGCAUACCUCUAACUUCGUGCUGGAUUUCCCACCACCACCCCCCCCCAAGUUCCCAAACAACCAUUUUCUUCUUGAUUUCUGUCAACUGAAGAGUAGCAUAUGUGGUGCUUAAUUGUUACAUGUAUGGAGAGGAAGCAUUGUGCUGAUUUUUGUCUAUUGUCAUGUAUGUAUAGCACAGCAAAAAAAUUUAAUCCUCAGAUAACACAUUCAAUGCCUUUUUGUGGAAGGCCCAUGUGCAGUAUGCCUUGAACCUGACUUAAGAGUAUUGUAAUACAUGGACACCUCUCUGCAGCAUGUUUAAUUUGGUUGCAGUAGGGAACAGCAGGAAUUCCAACUUGUGUCUUGUGAGCGUGCUAGUCUCUUGUUGCCAGUAGGUAGCCGGAUUUCUACUCCCAUCCAUGCUAUGCUGCUUUUUGUGUAAAAGAAAGCCAGUUCACAAACAAAAUAAAGAAAUUUUGCCUUCAUAAGACUCUUGAGGAAGUGACCAGAUACAAGACUUGGCCCUCUACUCCCUUGUCCUCUGUGGCAACUGAUGGGUCUACCAGGAGCAUAUAGCACAGCUGGAAGGUGCUCUGAGAACAGUGCUGAUACAUUUUGCACCAGCUUCUGCAUUUGUUUGUCUGGGUUGUCAAUGAUUGCACAAAAACUCAAGGCAGUCAAAGAGCAGGUCCUGGAGACCCCACCUGGAAUACUGUGUACAGUUCUGGUGCCCUCAGCACAAGAGAGAUAUAGACUUGUUGGAGAGGGUUGGGGCUGUUCAGCCUAGAAAAGGCUCUGGGGACACCUUAUAGUGGCCUUCCAGUACCUGAAGGGGGCCUACAGGAAAGCUGGGGAGGAUCUUUUCAUCAGAGAAGACAGUGAUAGGACAAGGGGUAAUGGUUUUAAACUGAGAGAGGGGAGAUUUAGGUUAGAUAUUUAGGAAGAAAUUAUUCACUAUAAGGGUGGUGAGGAACUGGAAUGGGUUGCCCAGGGAGGUUGUUGAUGCCCCAUCCCUGGAGGUUUUUAAGGCCAGGUUGGAUGAGGUUUUGUGCAGCCUGGUCUAGUAGUAGGGUUCCCUGCUCAUGGCAGGGGGGUUGUAUCUUGAUGAUCUUUAAGGUCCCUUCCAACCUUAAUGAUUCUAUGAUUCUAAAAAGUGUUCAUGUUAACCUCCUUCUGGCUGUGCCUGCCUGCCUGAAGCUCUUGAGGCCAAGGUUUCUAUAGCAUUGCAAAGAAUGGCUGUCUUGAAUACAUCCCUUCUUCAUCCCUAAGUGGAGAGUCCAGAGAAAGAGAAAUCAGAAAUUAGGUUAAAAUACCACACUGCAUAACAUGUUAUGCAACAGGAAGACCUGGAGUUUAUCCGGUAUUAAUGACGUAAGAUAUUAGCACAAUACCAUCCUGUAUUACGUAGCACAGUGCGUUGUUUCAUUAAUAUGAAUUUCCUGUACUUUUUGUGCCUGCGGAUAUGCAUGUUUGACCUAAUUUCUGAUCCAGACAUUUGCCUGCUCACAGACUUGUGUAAGAGCAAUAAUAAAACCUCAAGAUUUUUGUCUGCGUGUGCAUGUGUGCACGCACAGUGUGUAUGUUCCUUCCUUUUUAUAAGUAGGAGUUCUGGAGAUGUUUUUGUUCUGGCUUAGACUGUGACUAUCAUUUUAAAUUUGCAGCUGCCGUAUCAUGUUGGAUCACCUAGCUUUUUUGCUUACUUGUGUAGAAAUGAACUAGUUUGUUGUAAUGUACAGUGUUAAAAUAUAUCUCAAGUAUGUCUAUAGUCAUACAACUUUAAAAAUGCAGGGCAGUCUGUCCCAUUCCUUUGUCCAAUACCUAGCAUUAGAAAGUGAUACUGCUAUACACACUUUUUGUUUUUUGUUUUUUGUUGUAGCAGCCUUGUCUUUGUAAUUUUUCUCUGUGGAAAAACACAUUUGAAUUAGUGUCAAAAGGAUCAGGUUCUGGGCUAGUUUUGUUCCCUGAUGUCCAGUAAGAAAUCACUGCCCAGUUCCACCAAAACCAAGAAGGAGACCUACUGUGACACCAGUACUGUUUGAGGAACCAAAAUUUAUGUUAAAAUUUGUGGGCAGUUACUCAAGCACCUGCAUUUUUAGAGCAAACUACUCUGUAUGAAUGAGUAUUUAUUUGCUUGUUUAAUGGGAAGGAUGUGUGUGUUGGGGUCCAGCUUUGCUAUUUUUGUGGAAGGUCCCAACUUUUAUUUUUGGCUUGUGCUUUCAUGGCAAACAGACUUUAGGGUUCACUCUGUGAAAUCUUAUUUAGUGAAUUUUAAAAAUUCAAAAUAUGCAAUUUUGGUAUGUGGGAUUUUUUUAGGAAGUUGUGUUCAGUGAUUGUUCAUGCUUAACCAAGAUGUAAAGGAGCCUGGAUGUUUUGUAAACAUGGAGCAAUCAUGAGUCCAAAGUUUCAUCUUUAUUAAUGAAGCUCAGUUUGAAUAAAACAUUAGCAGGAAAAGAAUGACAUGAAGUGAAUUAUGGUAUCUCUUAUUUUGCCAUCAAAUGAAGGGCAUGGAUGGGAAUUUUGGAGAAUUGCUCAGUAUUUUAUGCGAGAGUGGCUGAAAUUUGACUCGGUGUUUUAAGGCAAAGUGUUACGUGUGGGUUGUGAAUACAAUAAAGGUUUUUAAAGUUUUAAUUA